CACAUUGUGAGGUAGAAGCAUUUUAUUAAAUAAAUUUUGAGGGUAAUUUUUUUCUGGUCAAAAUUACAAAUUGUGAAUUGUAUUCGAUUGCCUCAGUUCAAUUUCAGCUAUGUUCUUGUAUACAACUAUCCUGAUUUUAAUUCUAAAUCCCGAUAUGUCGAAGUCACGUUACGUUGGAUUGAAUGAAGAUGAAGAGCAAUUAUAUAGAACUGCAUAUGAUACACCCUCAUACCAAGAUGAUUGCGAUGAUGAAGACUUACAUAUUGGGAAUCUGGACUUGGUUAAAGACGGCCUGUGGGCUUUGAAAGCAAAAGUCAAAGAAUUAAAGGCAUUCAACAAAGCCUUAGUGGCGAAUUUGCUUACCACGAAACUUAAACUGAAGGAACUGUUGAUGAAUAAAGUACUUGAAAAGAAAGAAAAGAUUGAAGCGUUUAAAAAGGACAAACAUAUAAAAUAUCAGUUGCAAGAUCCGCCAUAUUCACAGUACCCUGCAAUUCCUCAUGGUUACGACCCCUACAUUGGAAUGUAAAGUUAAAUUGUCAAGUAUUUUGCGCAGGACGCUUUUAUAAAGAAUAGUAAAGUUUUUUUAGCAAAACUUUACGUAAUUUAUGUAAUUUUUAAAAUGUAUUUAAAUAUUUUUAAAGUAUUAAAUUUGUAACUUUAAAAUGAAAUAAAUUUAACAAAAUGG
Molecule: messenger RNA, 688 nt
Organism: Pieris napi
Lineage: Eukaryota; Metazoa; Arthropoda; Insecta; Lepidoptera; Pieridae
Exons: 3
Coding region: 110-529 (139 amino acids)
Source: RefSeq, a predicted model, not a curated record